Molecule: messenger RNA, 1850 nt
Organism: Salvelinus namaycush (lake trout)
Lineage: Eukaryota; Metazoa; Chordata; Actinopteri; Salmoniformes; Salmonidae
Product: axin-1-like
Exons: 9
Biological process (GO): negative regulation of canonical Wnt signaling pathway
Source: RefSeq, a predicted model, not a curated record
GCCACUUCACAGAGCACGCCCCUCGGCCCCCUGUCCCUGGAGAAGAAGGGGGUGACCGUGACCCCUACCACCUCCCCUCCAGCCAUGGAGGCCGCCCCCCCCACCCAGUCCACCUGCUACCCCCCCUCCAAAACAGACCCCGUCUUCCGUAGUAGCGAGUCCCCAUCCUCGGCCACCCCCACCCCCAGGCGGCCGGACCUGGACCUAGGGUACGAGCCUGAGGGCAGCGCCUCCCCCACGCCUCCCUACCUGAAGUGGGCCGAGUCGCUCCACUCUCUCCUGGAUGACCAGGAGGGCAUCCAGCUGUUCAGGGGCUUCCUGAGACAGGAGGGCUGUGGGGACCAGCUUGACUUCUGGUUCGCCUGCUCCGGCUUCAGGAAGAGCAGCCAGGAGAAGAGGCCCAAGCUGGCCAAGGCCAUUUACAGGAAGUAUAUUCAGGAUAGUAACGGCAUCGUGUCGAGGCAGAUUAAACCAGCUACUAAGAGCUUCAUCAGAGACUGUGUGGUCAGACUGCAUCUGGACCCUGCCAUGUUCCAACAGGCCCAGACAGAGAUCCAGAGCACCAUGGAGGAGAACACCUACCCUCUGUUCCUGAAGUCAGACCCCUACCUGGAGUACACCCAGACAGGGGAGGAGAGCCCCAAACCACCCAGCGACCACAGCUCCUCAUCGGGUACUGGUCCUGGGCCGCUGGGGCCUGGCUACCUGCCCACCCUCACAGAGGACGUAGAGUGGAGGUGCCGGGAGGAAGAGGAUGAGGAAGAGGAGGAGGAAGAGGAGAGCGGGGAUACGCAGGCCAGCAGGCUGACCCAGAGGUUGCUAAUGGAGACGGCUCCUCACAGAGUGUCGACCAAUCGGAGAGCAGGGGAAAGCCGAGAGUACAGACCAUGCAGAGAGCCGGUCGUUAACCCCUACUACUACGUGAACAUGGGUUCUGCUCGUGCCCCGGCAACCAGCGCUAACGACAGUGAACAGCAGAGCAUGUCCAGCGUCUCCGAUGGCGACACACUCUCACUGACCGACAGCAGUGUGGAUGGUGUUCCACCCUACCGGUAUCGUAAACAGCAUCGUAGAGAGAUGCAUGAAAGUGCCAAAGCCAACGGACGUGUGCCCCUACCUCACAUACCUCGUACGUACCGUGUGCCAAAGGAUGUCCACGUUGAGCCGGAGAGGUUUGCUGUUGACCUCAUCAGUCGACUGGAGGAAGUGCUGAGAGAGAGAGAAGCACAGGAGAGACUGGAGGAGAGACUGAAGAGGGUCAGACUGGAGGAGGAGGGCAACGACGCCGAUGUCUCCAUGGUAAACUCCCUCCCCCCCUACGGCAACAAGCCCCUCCCCGCCUCCACCUCGUCCCUCCACCCCCACUAUGGGUCCCGUUAUUCAGAGACCUCGUACAAUGGUGUUCUGGCGCUACAGGACGCGCACGAGGAGAACCCGGAGUCCAUCUUGGACGAACACGUGCAGAGAGUGAUGAAGACGCCGGGGUGCCAGUCACCAGGCACCGGGAGACACUCACCCAAGUCCCGCUCCCCCGACGGAGGGGUAGGGGUGUACCCUCCGCCUCACUCUGGGAGAACCCAGGGGCCUCCAGGGGUGAAAGGCCACAAGCCAGGAGCCAAGGGAGGGGACCCAGCGGGGAUGGGAGCAGGUGUUUACCACCACAAGCAUGGCUACCACCACCCCCCAGGGGGCACCAAGCCCAAAGAGCCCCAGAUGGAUGAGGUGGUGCUGGGUGGAGGCUCCAGGACCCAGGGGAGCGGCCUGUGGAACGGGGAGGCCCACCACUACGCUACCGGGAAGGGACGCAACUACGCAGAUGGGGCUGGGACCAUGGACGCGAUGGGCUAUAG